Caenorhabditis briggsae is the source of this 582-nucleotide messenger RNA. The record is from RefSeq and is a predicted model, not a curated record. Lineage: Eukaryota; Metazoa; Nematoda; Chromadorea; Rhabditida; Rhabditidae. Bases 1 to 582 code for a protein of 193 amino acids. The transcript has 3 exons.
AUGAAGAUCCUACUUCUUUUUUCGGCUUUUGCCGUUGCUGUCAACGCCGUCCAAUGGAGUGAGCUUGAUUUCUAUAACAUGCUUCGUCGCGAUUUCGCCAAAAACAAUGCAAUUCCUGACAUGUGGAAGUUGACUUGGGACAAGAAGUUGGAGGUGCUUGCCAACAAAUUCGACUGCAAUGAUAAGGCUGUGAGGAAAAAUUACCGUUAUUUCUUGACAGAUGGAAGUCCACGCAAUGAGUCCAAAAUUGUCGACGCUGAUACGCUCAAUUGGAUGAUAGAGACUGAAAAGACAAACCCUGCUGAACUAACGAAUACGGUAAAGGAGUGGGAAAAGACGACAGCUCGAUUCUUCGAGUACGUCAACAAUAUCCAAACCAAGAUGGCUUGUGGUUUUCCUCUUCCCCACUGCAAGCGCAAUUUCGGCAUAAUGGGAGACAUUGUUUACAAACGUGUUUGUCUUUUCGGACCUCAUACCAAGCUCGGAUUCUACCCACCAGUCGACCAACACUCGGGAAAAAUCCCUGGAUCGCAAUGUGGGCCAAACGGAAAGAACGAUGAUGGACUCUGCGUUCCUAAGUGA